Molecule: messenger RNA, 5674 nt
Organism: Pygocentrus nattereri (red-bellied piranha)
Lineage: Eukaryota; Metazoa; Chordata; Actinopteri; Characiformes; Serrasalmidae
Product: metal transporter CNNM3
Exons: 9
Coding region: 266-2524 (752 amino acids)
Biological process (GO): transport; magnesium ion homeostasis
Cellular component (GO): plasma membrane
Molecular function (GO): transmembrane transporter activity
Source: RefSeq, a predicted model, not a curated record
UCAUUGGUCGAUGAAGGUCUCGACGUAGAUCCGCCAUAGAAGGAAAAAACAAGCGUCUUCUUCGUCGCCGUAGUUGUCGGGGAUGAGAGGGUCGUCUACUCGAGUGUUCUGAAGACUUCGGGUCCCCCUCCACCUCCGAUAUGGCGAUGCUCGGGAGGACGUUUCCGUGUUUAUUUUCCAUGGAGACGAGAAAGGCUGUUGGAGGGUGACGGUAGGCAGGCGAGCGUCACAUGAUUGGCGGAAAGGCGAGCUGCCCGUUUCCAAUAUGGUGGUCGGCUCGGUGGCUGUACGCUGCUUGCUGAUUAUAUCGCUGCUGUGCAGCUUCGGGCUAGGCGGGUACGGCCAGCGGCUCGUUGGUCUGCGGCUGGAGGAGGACGAGGACACCGGCAAGGACCUGUACAUGCGCGGGCGCGUGCUCGUCGCUUCACCAGGGUCCACCUUCAAGCUCAGGCUGUUCGGCACCGACCUGCUCGGUAAUGCGACUUGGCCGUUGGUCGCGUUCGCGGGAGCAAAGGACGAGGAGGCUGCAGAUGUUGGGCCCGCGGAGGACCCUUGCGAGCAGGAGAGCUUGAGGAAUUCCUCUGCUUUCCGAGUGCAGAAGGAGUUCAGCGCGGAUGAUGACAACAGUGGGGUGAUCGAAGUCAGCGUCGUUAAGGGAAGCCCGAGUGAGGAAGAGAACGAAGCGAGUGCGGUCCUGUUCCGCUUGUGCGUGCUAAACGGGGAGACGUGGGAGUCUGUGGGGCCGGACAGAUUGCGACUGAAGGAGCCGGAGUUGCCAGCCGAGUGGAUUCCCCCGUGGGCCCUGGCCGUAAUCAUCAUAGCUCUGGUGCUUAUAUGUGCUUUGAUAAGGUGCCUGAGUCUCAGUCUGCUGUGGCUCGACCCCCUGGAGCUCUACGUGCUGCACAGCUGCGGCUCUGAAGACGAGAGGCGCGCGGCGAAGCGCCUUGAGCCGAUCCGCAGAAGGGGCAACUUUCUGGUCUGCUCGCUUCUCUUUCUUUGCGCUUUGGGUCACUCUGCGCUUGGCGUGCUUCUCUACUGCGCCUUUGGCUCCAUCCUUCCCGCCGUAUUCACAUGUGGUGCUCUCUUGCUUCUUCUUGCCGAGCUUUUGCCCCACAUCAUAAGCUCAGGCUACGGCUUCUACAUCGCUCCCAGCUUAAUAUGGCUGGGCCAGGCGUGCUUGGUGAUCACUUGCCCGCUGUCCUGCCCGCUCGGACUUCUCCUGGACCUGGCCUUGCGGCGUGACGUGAGCACGUGCGGCGUGCGCGAGAAGGUCAUGGAGAUGGUCCGCUCGAAUGUGAACGACCCUUAUAGCGAGUUCGUGAAGGAGGAGUUCCGCAGGGGCACGCUGAGGAGCAAGACUGUGGAGGACAUCUUGACCCCUCUGAAGGACUGCUUCAUGUUGCCCUCCACGGCCGUGCUGGACUUCAGCACCAUGUCCGAGAUUAUGCAGAGCGGCUACACGCGCGUGCCCGUUUACGAGGAAGAGAGGUCCAACAUCGUGGAGAUUCUGUACGUGAAGGACUUGGCAUUGGUCGACCCCGAGGACUGCACCCCCAUGACCACCAUCACCAAGUUCUACAACCACCCACUGCACUUCGUCUUCAACGAUACCAAGCUGGAUGCCAUGCUCGAGGAGUUCAAGAAAGGCAACUCUCACUUGGCCAUAGUACAGAAAGUCAAUAAUGAGGGAGAAGGGGACCCCUUCUAUGAGGUGCUGGGACUUGUUACAUUGGAGGAUGUUAUCGAAGAGAUAAUCAAGUCGGAGAUCCUGGACGAGUCUGAUGGUUACAUGAACAUGAAAGUGAAGCGUCCUCUUCCCCCGCUGGAGAUUCCUCUGGAGCCGCGCACAGCACAAGAGGAGUUCUCGCUCUUCAAAUUGCCCGAAGGAGAGCCGAAGAUCCGCACAUCUCCUCAGCUCCUGCUGGCCACUCACCGCUUCCUCUCCAGAGAGGUGGAGCAUUUCAGUCCACAGCGUGUGUCAGAAAAAGUCUUAUUUCAUCUCUUACGGCACCCGACUGUCAACCAAGAAGUGAAGUUUGACCCAAGUAACCGUCUGAGUCCUGAUCACUACCUCUACACACGCAACCACCCUGUGGAUUACUUCAUUCUGCUGCUACAGGGGCGUGUAGAGGUAGAGAUUGGAAAAGAGGGCUUAAAGUUUGAGAAUGGCGCCUUCACCUACUAUGGCGUGUCUGCGCUGACAGCACCUUCUUCUGUGCAUCAGUCACCAGUCUCCACACAGCAUCGCUCCCCUAGAGAUCCAUUUGAGCUGGGAGAUGCUACUAGCCCGUCCAGCUACUGUCCUGACUACACAGUCCGAGCCCUCACUGACUUACAGCUCAUCAAGGUAACCCGCUUGCAGUACCUCAAUGCCUUGAUGGCUUCCCGGGUAGCUCAGAGCCCUGAUCCACCUGAGAUUAAGAUCCUGCCCAAUAGCCAGACUAAACUCCUAAACGAGAAGAACACUACUCAAGAUUUUCCUCUUCACUUUUCGUUCUUUGAUGCAAUUGACAACUACUGUUAAUGUACUUUGCAUGAGGUGCAAGCAAGAUCCAGGAAUGCAGGACAGAAGAAGCAGCUCCAGGCCAGCGAGCAGCUUUCUGACUCUCCGUCUAACCUAUUUAACUUCGCAAGGAUUUGAUUUUAACAGCUAACUUGAUUUUUUUUUUUUUUUUUUUUUUUGCAGUUAAUUCCUCUUUUUAUAUCUGAAUGCUAGGGCUGAGAUUUUAUUCAGAAGAUUUUUUUUAAUGUACACCGUGCAGACUUUUGGAGCCUGUCAAAUGUCACGUCCACUACUUUCCUCAACCUUAUCCGGUUCCUACUCCUUUGAUGUUUUCGUCUUGGUGUCUCGUACCACUUUGUUUUUGCUGCUUGUGUCUGCUCAGUAUGGUCAUGCAACAGAGCCUUUGCUGUCUUUCAGAGAUAGCAUGCCUCAAAGUGUUAAAGCCUGAACUUUUGGCAGGUCCGCUUAAUUUCGUGCUGUAUUGUGCCAAUAGACGUGUAAGUGCCAGCGAGGGCAGCAGGAACUGCUCUGUUUUAGUGGGCAUACAUGUAAGUCAGGAAUACACUACACAGUUUAAUCUUGCCCCCCCACACCUGUUUUUGUUAUAAUAAAAUCCUUCCUGUUGUACCUUGCCUACUCUAAAGGGGUAACGUUACACUGAAUACUACAGGUGGUCUUUCACUGUUUUGCAUAGUUUGUGUGAUCUGAUGUUGAUAGCUCCAGUAUACAUUCUUUAAUAUUUCUCCUUAGUUAUUGUUUAAUUGGAGUUUAGAACCCAUCUUUACAACUGUCAGCUGACAUAACAAAGGAAAAGCAUGCUUAUCAAACUAGAAAGCAAAUACAACAGAGGUUUUGAGCAUCAUGGCUGUAUUUUACAUAUUAAAAGUAUAGUCUAUCAUUUUAAAAGCUUCUUUGUCUGCUACACCUGCUGCAUAUAGUCAGUUACCAUGGAUAAUGGUUUUGAUGCAUUUCCCUUUGCUUAGUAAAUGAACAGAAAAGUGGUUGACCUGAAACACCCUUAAAUAGAAGCCAGUGGGCAGAAGCUGAAACAGUUGUAAAUUGAAUUUGAGGCAUUUCUUCCAUUAAUUACUAUCUCUGGCAAUUUACUGUAUGAAACAGAUGCAGCAGACAGAUUUGAUUGAAACAUUGCAGGCUAUUCCUUUAAUUUGUAAAUUUAAUUUGUAGGUAAAGAACCCUAGUGAUCUUUUGUUACCUCAGUGGUCAGUAUAGCAGCUAAACAGUAUCUCUUAAAUACAUUUGAACAUGGACAGCGAGUUGCUGUCUGUGGAAAAAAAAAAAUUUCAAGGCACUGCAUCAUGUUAUGCUUUCAAGGUCUCUUAGCAUUCAGAUCAUUUUUGAUGCUUAACCUCAACCUAUUAAGUGUCUUGUAGUAAGAACGCUGGCCAGGCCUCUUUGGCCCUUUAAGUUCUAUUCAGUACUGUGUAAAAUGCAUAAACUGAUCCUAUAUCAUUUUAUUCCAAGAUCUCUAAAAAUAAGUAAUUCUAAGGAUAUAUCUGGCCUGGAUUUGUGGUGUUGGUCACAAUGUGUUUGCAAUAUAUCCGUCCAUGAUUGACCCGUUCGAUAUGUCCACUGUUAUUAAUUUUUCUUUCUUUUUUUUUUUAAGUAUAUAUUUUUUUGGAUGCCUAACAAAACGGUACGCCCACAAUUACAAUGCUUUAUGAUCUCUCUCUGAUUGCCCUAGAUCUGAACUUCAAUAUCCAUGCAGUAUUAAUAGGUGCCGGUGUACUGUGCAAGGCAGUAACUGUGUAGCUCACUGCAUCAGUUAAAGACAAAACAACUUUAUCCAUUUGAACAAUACAGGCCAUGACACUUUUUUGACUCCUCAAGCGAUAUUUAUAAAACAUUAGCUCAUCAUAUCAAAGUAACUGAGGAAUUCCAUUGUUUUUAUAUUACUGUACAAUUACGUUGUUGAGAUUUAAGUAAUUCAGAGUCGUCUGAUGUGAAUUGAUGCAUUGUAGAAAAACUUGCAUAUUCUUCGAAAGUGACUGGUCAAUCAGUAAGUGUAUUCCACAUUUUUAAUAUCCAAUGUCGAUAAUGAUGAAACCAAAAUGCAAAAAAAGGUUUUCAUUGGGUACUACUUGCUUUAAAAUGCUUUUUCAUAAAGCGUUCCACCAUGAAAAGUGUUGAAAUAAUAGGUUUAGGCCCAAACUUAAUCUUUAUACUAUGGUAAAAUGAGUGCAUCAGCUGCCUUUGUAAUCAUGUAGUUAUCUUCUGUGAAGCUGUUCAUAGAGAAUUUAACUCCUAACUGAACAAUUCUGACUCAACAAGUUUGUUUACAAUGGCACAUUUCACAUCAGUCUUCUGACUGAUUUCAAAAUAAAAUCUGUAGAUCUGUCUCCAUGGUCAACUUCAGCUCCAACUCUUUGUAUUAUGUGCCAUUAUAGUGUGCUUGUGGCUGCUUUCCCCAUUUUCUGAAAAGAUGCCAAUCUUUUUCUGUAAUCUGGAUUUGCACCUCGUUCUUUAAUUACAUUCCAGUUUAUGUUGGGGUAGGUGGUAUGUGUAUAUGUAUGGGCAUGUGUGAGUUCAAGGAGAGUGAGAGACUAUCUGGGGAAACCUUUUUACUGUUUUCCAUCAUUCAGCAGGUCUGUAGUUAAUUGUUCCUUGUUUUAUAUACAUUUAAAACUGGCAUGUAAAGCAAGUUCCACAUUUGUAAGGUAGUUCUUGUAUUCUGAAUACUGAAACAUGCACUCCGCUGUGUUAUUUUAUUUUUAAUUCUAAUGAAAUUUUACUCAGAGAAAUCUAAUCCCUAGUAAAUAUUUUUCAGCUGUUAAAAUACAUUGUGCCCUCUGUUCAGUGUUACUCAGUUUCUGUUAUCUCAAAAGAAUGAAUGUAAAUAGUUCCAUCUUCUUUCUGGCUGUACUAUAUUUAUCAGGAGAAAUGCUGUUUUCCUUUUUGGUAGAAUAGAGAUUUCUGUAUAUUAAUAUACUUCUAAAUCAUAGAAUCUAUAACCAGAGAAUAAUUGCUGGCAGGUGAUUUUUUUUUUUUUUUUUUUUUUUUUUUUUUUUUUUUCUUUCUGAGAAUACAAGAGAAUAGCUGAAUUGUAACCAGCCAUUUUUGUAGAAAUUCUAAGCCUCUCUGUAAUAUUGAUUACUGCUUAUUGCAUUGAAUGCUCCAAAUCUUUUCCUAGGAAAUAAAAACACCAAUGUGAAA